UAUGGGUAUAUUCAUAUAUUUGUAAGAAGUGGGUAGCAGUCGCGUAAUAAAUACUUGUCGAGCAACACGUCUUUUAUUUAACAGUGGCGGCGAAUGGUAAAAUUAUAGUGCAAUACAGUGUUUUUAUCCACAAAAAUGGCUGGCAAAGGUAAAUUUUCGGAGUUUGAUGUGAAAACGGGGAAUUGGACUUUAUAUUGCGACAGGUUAGACAUGUACUUUUUAGCUAACGGCGUUACGGACGAUUUGAAACUAGCAACCUUGAUCGCGAACGUAGGUGAAAGUGCAUAUGAAUUGAUAGUGAAUUUAUGUAGUCCGGACAAGCCAUCUACAUUAACUUAUGCUAAAGUGGUGAGUUUAGUGAAAGAACACUUAGAACCCGUACCAUCGGCGUUAGCGGAACGUUACAAGUUUCGGCAAUGCAGGCAACAAAAUGGCCAGUCUAUUGCCGAGUACGUGGCCACGUUAAAACAAAUGGCGAGGUUUUGUGACUUCGGUAGCGGGCUAGAAGAGAACCUACGGGACCAACUCGUGUGCGGGAUUACCAGUGACGCGAUUCGACAGAGGUUAUUUGCGGAUAAAAAACUCGAAUACAGUAAAGCGGUACUAAUAGCGACUACAAUGGAGUCGGCGGAGAAAGAUUCUAGUGCGGUAGAAUCUCCGGUGAUAGGAAUGCACUACAAUGCCAGCCAGAUUGGGAAAAAACAGUGUACGGCGUGCGGCGACACGAGACAUGAGCGCUUCGCGUGCAAAUUUAAGGAUUACAUAUGUGACACGUGUUCGCGUGUCGGGCAUUUGAGGCGUGUGUGUCCUGAAAAGGAGGGGCACAGAGCUAGGGCAAGACCGGGAGCGACUAAGAGUUGGGGAACCAGUCAGGAGCACGGAAGUGGCUCUGGAAGCCACGGCUACAACGAGAGGGCAUUGACCGGCCGUGGAGGCAGCACGGCGGGCAGGAGGCGGCGAGGCGCGCGCACGGGCGCGGCGCUCGCGCGCCAUCACUGCAUCCGGGGGCACCCCGAUCCGGCCGAGGAGGCUAGCUGGCGCGACAACGGAGGCGAGGGCUCGGGUGCGGGCCUUAGCCGGCGCACGGACAGCGACGACGAAUGGCCCAUAUAUCAAAUGGGACUAAGUCAAUAUCCACCGGUUUAAAGAUGUGUUCGACGGAACCCUGGGUUGCUUCACCGGCGGGCGGGCCACGCUGCAGCUGCGCGAGGGGGCGGUGCCUGUGUAUUGCCGGGCGCGACCUUUGCCCUACGCGUUACGUCAGCGCGUGGAUGCCGAACUGGACGCCAUGCUGGCGGCGGGCGUCAUCACACCGGUCGACCACUCGGACUGGGCGACACCGCUGGUGGUGGCGCACAAGGCGGACGGCGCCAUCAGACUGUGUGCGGACUACAAGGUUACGCUAAACAAGGUACUAAUGGUAGAUAGAUAUCCCGUGCCCAGGAUUGACGAUCUGUUAAGUAAUAUUAGUGGCUACAAAUAUUUUUCCAAGCUUGAUCUAUCACAGGCCUAUAACCAGAUUCUUUUGGAUGAUACGGCAAGUUAUACGGUGGUUAACACACACAGAGGUUUGUUUCAAUACAACCGUCUCGUUUAUGGUUUAUCCUCCAGUCCAGGCAUAUUUCAGAGGAUCAUGUUAAAUUUGUUCAAAAAUAUGCCCCAUGUCGUUGUCUUUCUAGACGAUAUAUUGAUCGCUAGUAAAACGAUACAAGAGCAUAAUCAACACAUACAGGAGGUUUUGCACAUAUUGCAAAGUAACGGGUUAAAAGUAAAAAAAAAACAAAUGCGAGUUUUUUGUUGAUGAGGUUAAAUAUUUAGGUUUUAUUAUAAAUAAGGACGGCGUUAGGGUUGACACGGAUAAGAUAGCACCCAUUAUUAAAAUGUCGCCUCCCACCAAUAUUUCCGAAUUAAGAUCGUUUUUGGGCAUGGUGAACUUUUACGGGAAAUUUAUUAAGCAUUUAAGUGACAUUCUGGCCCCUCUAUACGAGUUGCUUCGUAAAGGUAAACAUUGGGUGUGGGGUGGCAGGCAGAAUGACAGUUUCAUUAAUGUUAAGAAGGCCUUGUGCAGUGUGGAAGCCCUGGUACACUAUGAUAUGCGCUUGCCAUGCCUGGUGACAUGUGACGCGAGUGGACACGGCAUUGCAGCGGUCCUGGCUCAACGCGGCAGCGACGGGGUGGAGCGCGCCGUGGCGUAUGCAUCGCGCGCGCUGACGGCAGCGGAAAUACAUUAUAGUCAGGUGCAUAAAGAGGCGCUGGCCAUCGUCUUCGCCAUAAAAAAAUUUCACCAGUAUUUGUACGGCCGUAAUUUUGUUCUCCGCACCGAUCACAAACCACUAGUUACGAUUUUUGGGCCAAACUGUGGUGUUCCAACAGCCGCCGCGAGUCGAUUACAAAGGUGGGCUAUUUUAUUAUCGGCGUAUGAUUUUACUAUUGAAUAUGUUCGUAGUGAUCAAAAUACCGCGGAUGCCUUAUCUCGCAUGAUACAGGGUCAUCGUGACAACGGGGUUCAGGAGCGCGACGAGGUUCCUGAACAGACGUAUUUACAUUUUGCCUCGGACGCGAUGUUGCUAGACUAUAAGCUGCUACGUAAUGAAACCUCGAGAGACGUAUUACUGAGUCGGGUUUUGAACUAUUUAAAAGAUGGGUGGCCAUUAGUCGUGGAGGUUAGAGAGUUAAAACCGUUUUUAAAUCGCAAAAAUGAACUAUAUGAGGAACUCGGGUGUAUAAUGUGGGGUCACCGGGUUGUUAUACCAGAGGCAUGUAAAGAAAAAGUGUUGCGGGAACUACAUGAGCCACAUAUGGGUAUUGUCAAAACCAAGGCUUUAGCAAGAAGCUACGUGUGGUGGCCCGGCAUUGAUGAGGCGGUGGAACGCGUUUGCCGCGCGUGCGUCGUAUGUGCCGCGGUGGCGGACGCGCCGCCGGCCCACGAACCGCGCCUCUGGCCGUGGCCUGAACGUCCUUGGGUACGGUUGCACGCCGAUUUCCUCGGUCCAUUGGCUGGUGCAAAAUAUUUAAUAGUAGUAGAUUCGCAUUCAAAAUGGAUAGAGGCAAUUAAAAUGUCAGGUACGUCAGCGAGUUACGUAAUAGAUGUGUUUAGAGAAAUGUGGGCGCGUUUCGGUUUACCCAAACAGCUGGUGACGGACAACGGUCCCCCAUUUACGAGUACUGAAUUUCAGGGUUUCCUGGCCAGUAAUGGAGUUGAACAUAUUUUAACCGCACCUUACCACCCAGCGUCGAACGGGGCUUGUGAGUCAGCGGUAAAAAUAUGUAAAAAGGUAAUUAAAAAAAGUAUGGAACAAGGGACUAAUAUUCAUACGGCGUUAAGUAGAUUCUUGUUGAACUACCGGAAUACCCCCCAUUACGCCACGGGUUACCCUCCAGCCAAGCUCUUGCUAGGUAGGUCACUUCGAGCCAGAUUAGACUGCUUAAAACCAGAGCUGGCGUCACGAGCGCACGAGCAUCAGGACCGCAUUAGGAAGCAGGCAAAGGGGGUACAAAGAAGUUUUCAAGUAGGGGAUUUAAUUUGGUAUAGGAAAUUCGGUACUAAUAACACUAAAUGGUGCCCGGGGCGCAUUGUAGAAUGCCUUGGCGGUACAAACUAUUCGGUUAAGGAUGAAUCUGGAACGGAAACGGUACAUAGGCACGUAGAUCAAAUUAGGUCGAGAGUGAUAGAUCAAGCUGGGCAGAACAGUCCAAUUAAUAAUCCUCACGAUACAUCACAACAUCGAAGUUUAGCGUAUCCUUUACCCUCCACCGGGCCAGCGGGGGGGCCAGAAGGAGUUGAUGAUGAUGACGCUGCGGCCGGUAAUGCACAGGUCGCGCCGAGUGAGACACAGCCAAAUAUUGUAAUGAACCCGCCCGCGGCAGGUCAAGCAACUCCGGAGUUACUGGUGGCUAACCGCCCAACAAGAACGCGGUUCCCACCAAUAAGAUAUGGAUGGUCAUAAGAAAUACUAUAAUUCGUAGGAAGGUUUUUUUUUAAAUUGUGUAUUAUGUCAUAGGUUAAUUGCAUGAAACAUGGCCCUUCAGGCGAAUACUAGAACUAAAUACCUAAAUUAGUUUUUUUUAAAUCUUUUAAUUGAGUAAAAUACAUUAUUUAAUUGGUACUUUGCAAUUCUCUUUCUCCCAUUAUAUACAGUUAAUUAAAUACCUAACUACCUAUUAAUACGUAAUAUGUAAUCAGUACAAUAAAUCAAUAAUAAACGAGUUGUAAGAACAGAACUAAUAACGCAGGGUUAACAGGAAAACAUGUGGUUCUUCACAUGAUGUAAUCUUGGUUUAAUAAUAAGCACAAAAUAAGUACAUGUAUAUCCGCCAAUAAGUCCAAUUAGACUGUUAGUGUUUAAAUCUUUUUGGAACUAUGCGUCAAUGUCCAUAAAUGAUGGUGCUUAAUGGUUACGUUAAUGACAAAGAAAAUUAUUGUAAACUUAGGGUGAAGGUGAUAAUAAGUAGUUAGGUAACAUCAUUUUUCUAAAUGUAUACCUACUUAGUUGUACAUCAUUAACUUUUCUCGUAAUUUUAGUCUAUAGUGUGUCUUAUGUUAAUAACGUAAUUUAAUAGCUGUAUAUGUUUUCCCCCCUCAUAGCCUCACGUAGGUAGCACACUAUACUUCACUUUAGGGGUGGUUUUAGAAUAAGGGUGAAGGUGUUAUAUAUGGGUAUAUUCAUAUAUUUGUAAGAAGUGGGUAGCAGUCGCGUAAUAAAUACUUGUCGAGCAA
This is a messenger RNA of Cydia pomonella (codling moth), 4717 nucleotides long. RefSeq lists its product as uncharacterized. The transcript is spliced from 2 exons. Gene Ontology annotation, molecular function: nucleic acid binding. The record is from RefSeq and is a predicted model, not a curated record. Gene Ontology annotation, biological process: DNA integration. Bases 1881 to 3947 code for a protein of 688 amino acids. NCBI's taxonomy places the organism in Eukaryota, Metazoa, Arthropoda, Insecta, Lepidoptera, Tortricidae.